GGAGAGCGCGCGCGCGCGCACACACCACACACACAUCGAGGGGAGGGGAAGGGCUCCGGAGGCUUGGCAUGUUCCUGUGUGGACGAGAAUCAGUCCGCGAGCCCAGGAGCGGGAGGGCGAGCCCCUGCCACUAAGGCGCCUCCCUCCCUCGCUCCAUUCAUUCGCCUGCUCUCCUCAUGCCGGCGGCUCCCGCUCUUUCGCCGCCCGUCGCCUGGGACUCCAACCUGUUUGUGGAGGUCACUCUUGGGCCGCCAGCAGCCUGUGGCUUCUUCCCUCCGCCGCCUCCUUGCAGCGUCUGAUGGUCUUUGCUCCGGGGAGGCGAGUCGGAGCUGGGCAGUGAGCGAGGAGGGAGCAGCAUCAGCAGCAGCCCCGUCGCCCUCGCACGAUCUGGGACUUACAAGCCAGGCAGCCAUCCCCGCCCCAUCUCUCACACCCCCCGGCCCCGGAGGGAUUUACUUUGUCAGGAGGAGCCCGCGGGGCUGACGCGCCGCCGAGAAGAUGUACCUAGACCCUGAGGCGGCCAAAGGGGCACCCUCUCGUGAUGUCCUUCUGGUCUCAGCCAUCAUCACCAUCAGCCUUAGUGUUACCAUUGUCCUGUGUGGGAUCUGCCAGUGGUGUCAGCGCAAACUGGGCAAACGCUAUAAAAACUCCUUGGAGACGGUGGGAACUCCAGAUUCCAGCCGAGGUCGCAGUGAAAAGAAAGCCAUUAAUGAUCUAGACAGAGACUUUUGGAAUAACAAUGACAACACAGUGCAGCAGAAAUGGAGCUCCUACCCUCCCAAGGAGUUUAUACUAAACAUAUCACCUUACGCCCCGUAUGGUGAUCCACGACUUUCCCUCAAUGGCACCUUGUUGUCAGGUGCAAAGUUGGCUGCUUCAGCCACCUCAGGAUUGGCUGGGGAGCGGGAAGGACGCCACGGGGAGAGGCAGCAGCUCCGAGAGGACGGCAUGAAGAGCAGCGUGUCUGCCCACAGCGAGCCCAGCAUUGGGAAGGCGGGGAGAGGUCGAUGGCAAACGGUGCAGAGCCACCUAGCAGCAGGGAAGCUCAGCCUAUCCAAUUUUGAGGAUUCCACCAUGUCCACAGCCACUACCCUUGAGUAUAUCCCCACCUCAGCAGGAGACCCGAAAUGCCAGCGCCCGCGCACCCUCAUGCGCCAGCAGAGUCUCCAACAGCCACUCAGCCAGCACCAGAAACCCAACCACAGCCAGCCCACCACCAGCCAGAGCCUGGGCCACCUGCAGUCCCACACCACCUCCACCAGUGGCAAUCCCCGGGGCUGUCGGAGCGCGCAGUCACGGCAAGGGACCCCUGCUGGCUCCAAGCACAGGACAGGUGGUGGUCGUAGCCGCUCCAAUCCUGGGAGCUGGGACCAUAUGGUGGGGCAGAUUCGGAAUCGAGGCUUGGAUAUGAAGUCUUUCCUGGAAGGCCGCAUGGUGGUGUUGUCCCUUGUUUUGGGGCUUUCAGAACAGGACGACUUUGCCAAUAUACCUGAUCUUCAAACCACUGGAAACCAACAGAACCAGAACUCUCAGGGGGACAAGAGGUUGCCCUCUGGUGGCAAAGCGGUAAACACAGCUCCUGUGCCAGGACAGACACAACACGAGGAGCCUGACCAUAAAACAGAGCCUCGCUCAUCCGUCUCAGACCUCGUAAACUCCCUGACCAGUGAGAUGCUGAUGCUCUCCCCUGGGUCUGAGGAUGAUGAGGGACAUGACAGUGCCAGCCGAGAAAACCUGGGCCGGAUCCAGUUUAGCGUUGGCUACAAUUUCCAGGAAUCCACACUAACUGUCAAAAUAUUGAAAGCUCAAGAGCUACCAGCCAAGGAUUUCAGUGGCACAAGUGACCCUUUCGUCAAAAUUUACCUCCUACCAGAUAAAAAAAAUAAGCUGGAGACAAAGGUGAAAAGGAAGAAUUUAAACCCACAUUGGAAUGAGACCUUUCUCUUUGAAGGUUUCCCAUAUGAGAAAGUGGUUCAGCGGGUGCUCUAUCUACAGGUUCUGGAUUAUGAUCGGUUCAGUCGUAACGAUCCCAUUGGGGAGGUGUCCAUUCCCCUCAACAAAGUGGACUUGACCCAGAUGCAGACAUUCUGGAAAGAACUCAAGCCCUGCAGUGAUGGGAGUGGAAGCCGAGGAGAGCUUCUCCUGUCGCUCUGCUACAACCCUUCAGCUAACUCCAUUGUUGUGAACAUUAUCAAAGCUCGGAAUCUUAAAGCCAUGGACAUCGGGGGAACAUCAGACCCCUACGUGAAGGUGUGGCUGAUGUACAAAGACAAACGGGUGGAGAAGAAGAAGACGGUAGUGAUGAAACGGUGCCUGAACCCAGUCUUUAAUGAGUCCUUCAUCUUCGACAUCCCCACAGAGAAGCUGAGGGAAACGACCAUUAUCAUCACUGUCAUGGAUAAGGACAAGCUCAGCCGGAAUGAUGUCAUUGGAAAGAUCUACCUGUCAUGGAAGAGUGGCCCAGGCGAAGUGAAGCACUGGAAGGAUAUGAUUUCACACCCCCGGCAGGCUGUGGCACAGUGGCACCAGCUGAAGGCCUGAGAGGCAGGAGCCGAGGACUCGCUCUGGGUUUCAGUGCACCAAGUCAACAUUUACUGGCCACACUCUCACUACUACUUUAUGCACAACGGCUGCACCCUGGUCUCCCCCAGGGGGAAAAGCUUGGGAAUGACCACAGGCUAAGGGAGCGAACCUGAAACAUGUACUAAACUCUGGGAAAGUGGUAUCGGUGCCCAAUGUGCUGGCUCAGCAGCGCAGAGCAUCACAAGGAGCACCAUUAAUACCCAACCUCCUGCUUUAGCCUUUCCAUCAGACUCCUUAUGUAGAAAGAACGAGAGAGGGAGAGAGAGAGAAAGAGAGAGAGAGACCAGAGCAGAGCAGCCCUCCAGCUGAAGGUGGCCUCAGCACUGAUUUGUUUGGAUUCACAGUGUAGCAAUGGCACAAUGGGAGGAGAGGGGUCCGCUACUGCCAUACAAGACUUCCUAUGAGUUCUUCCAGCCAAAGGCCCAUUGGGAUGGCACCCUACUCCGCCAUAAGAAAGCUAACCCCAUCCAGCGGCUGCACUGGCCUGAGAGGGGGCACUGCAAGGAGAUCACUUGCUCUGUUUCCAUGAGGUGGUUUCGUUAUCAUUCAAUAAAACUUGUAAGAGUAAUAAGAAUAAUAUAAAUAAUAAUGCUGGCUAGACCUUUUCCUAGCCAGGCCUCUCUGCAAAGGGGAGAGGAGCCACGAAGCUCCCGUAGCCCCCCUGUGUGUGUGUGUGUUGUGUGUUGUAACUAUGCGUGCAGGGCAUUCGUGUGUCACUUGUGUUCUCUUUCUCUCGCUCAGCCCUAGACAAUUUGUUUCUCUGAGGGGCUUGAUUCACUGCCCAGCAGGAAUUGAGGGGAAGCUUAUGCCAUGUGGAAAAGGAGGGGAGCAACAGAUUUUGGAGCUUUGGUUGAGAGGAGAGAGGAAAGAGAGGCAAGGAGGCCAUUUUCUUAACCAUGCUGGAAGCCAUGAAACACAUGCCACAAGCUAGAGUGUGUGUGGUUGUAACAUUAGGGAGAGCCUAACUUUUAAUUGCCCCUUUUGUUUGGCAGAGGCAAAGGAGACAUGCUGAGGAGUCCUGAAUUUGGGGGGGGGGCAGGGCGGGAGCCAUUCAAACUGACCCCUCUCAACAUCCCAAUGUGCUUGUCACACAUGGCCCCAAGCAACCAUCCUACUUUAAUGAUGCCUCCCCAUUUUCUCUCCUCCAUUGAGCCAGCCACAUGCACCCUAACCCACCACCGUCUCUCUUGGAUUCCAAAGCUUGUUUUCACUCAGUCUGCAGCCCUUCCCUUGGAAACCAGCAAACACACACCUGUGCAAUUUCUAGUUAAUUAGCCACCCACUUUCUGUACCCUUCUGCAGCUAUAGGGUACCAGGGAAAAGUCAGCCCUCCUAGACAUUCGGUCAAAAUGGCAAAGAAACCAUCUCAAGGCUUCAUAGGUGAGAGCUGGGACUAAGGGGCACUGACAAGAAAGAUUUGUGUCUGAUUCCAGUGCUUCUCUGGAUCUUUAUCUCAGUCUUCCCACAUUUUUCCUGCAAGCGGAGAACAAGGAUUAAUCUGCUCAACCCUUUUUGAAUGUGUUAAAGGCAACAUGUUUUAUUUCAGUUACUUGGGAAACACUUUUGGGCCAAUCUUUUGAAUAUAUUGACAGGUGUCCUAACCCAUUGCAUCCUGUGGAGAAGCAAUAAUCCAAAAGCAAGUCAAGCCAGUUCUCCAGGCCACUUCUCACAAGCACUCUGCACAGCUUUUCUUCUCCCCACCCCAAAGGCUAGAAUGUGCCAUCAAAGAGGGUCAUCUGCAUGAUUCAGUAUGAGCGUGCAGGUCAGUCUUGCACCACGCUGCAGACCUUCCAUGCGUAGGAGGUGAGCAGUGAUGUGAAUGUGACAAGCCAUUCAUAUAAUCCAUUUGCCAUUUCCAAGGCUCAAGCUGCAAGGGGGAAAUGAUGCUGGGGUAGAUAAGGCAGAAUGGUUUUGUGGAGAUGGAGCCUCAGUCUGAACACAUAUUGAAAUAUUUGCAGCAGCUAUUCGACAGAGCAAAAACCACUCGUAAGACAAUUCAUUUUGGCUUCGAGGUGUCCUAGGUGAUUGUGUGCAGCGCUGGCGCAGGACAGUUUGUUGCCUGAGGCAUAGGACAAGAUGGCAGCUCCCUGCAUUCAACAUCCAGGUGCUGGCUAGCCCAGUGGCUGAGUCAUAUAUUCACAAUUAAACAUUAUCAUCACAUAAGUAUAAAAGAAUAAACCACAAAAAUAGAAAAUAGAAAAUAAAACAUUUCCACACAAUAUUAAAUCCACAUUUUGGGGUUACUCAGAUCCCUCGACUUCCCUCUAGCCGCGGCUGAGUCUUUAUUCAGCACCAGGGAUUGGACAAUGUCCUUCACCAUACCAGAGGCAGCAAGCUACUUGCGAAGGGGGCAGGACGUGUCAUGUAACAUAUCUUCUGUCUUCCAACGUAGGGAAAUGGCCAGUUUUAAUAUGUUUCACCUCCAUUUGUUUAGAAGCUGCUACCUUCAAAAGCAGUCUAAUGGUGCAUCUCACUACAGAUGCAAAAACCUCAUUGUAGUCCUCUGCAUACGUUUGCGAGUAACAGCUCUUGCUUCGUAGCGUUCAACUUCCCGUUCUGUGCCCUGCUUUACCUUGCAUACUCACUUGCUUCCAAUUGUCUUCUUCCUGGGAGGCAUCUUGAUUAAAGUCCAGGUUUGGUUCUGGUGCAGGGCAUCCAUCUCCAUGCACCCUCCUUCCAUGGACGGGCUUCAGCGGCUGUCACCUGCUCCAUCUCUUCCCAGGUGGAAGGUUUCAUGGGGUGAUGCCGGCUUGUGAUGGAGGGCAGUUGCGGAGUUGGAAUAGCUUUCUUGGGUCUCCAUGAGCACCUGACCUCUGUCUCUGGAGUCACAUCAUCUUCCUCAUCACCAAGUGCAGGCAUCUCAUCAUCAGUUUCCUCCCCUGUGGGAGCGCUGCUGCUUGGACUCUACUCCUCUGCUUCUCCUUGCUGCUCAUCAUUUGUGCUAAGUGGUGUGACAGUAGAAAACAGAUCUGGACAUCAAUUCAGGAAAGUACUUGUGGGCUUGUGUUUCUUCCUCUGACUCCUCAGAAAAAUCUAUUUCUUGACAGCUUUCCUGUGCUCAUCAAAAUGAACCGCAUGUCUUGUGCUGACCUUUCCAGUAUUCAAGUUCAUCACUUUGUAAUAUCUGCUUCCAAUACCAUAUCCAAACAUAAUUGCCUGUUCCUCUCUGGAGUCUUAACUUGUCCCUGUUCUCCACGGGUACAUAGGCAUAGGCAAUACUGCCAAACACAGGUUUGUGUGAUAUGUUUGGUACACUUCCAUGCCAAUGCCCAAAAGGUGUGUGUUCAGCUCCCUUGGUUGGCAGACUGUUCUGGAGAACCAUCUUCUUCUCUCUCAAUUUGAACAUCAAAGUAGUAAGAAACAUUUCUGAGUUCCUUUAUCUCUGCUGCUUUGCCCAUCAAUCUCCCCAGGUGCCUCCACUUUAUUUCAUCCACAGUUUUAACAAAAAUGGCAUUGCAAGCCUGUUCUCUAAUUGACAGAAAGCUGGAACUGAGACAUUUUCUGACCUCUUACAAGCAAGUGAAAGCCUGAAAUGAGGGACAGCUUA
Messenger RNA from Podarcis muralis (Common wall lizard), 6130 nucleotides. It is a transcript of the gene SYT7, whose product is annotated as synaptotagmin 7. NCBI's taxonomy places the organism in Eukaryota, Metazoa, Chordata, Lepidosauria, Squamata, Lacertidae. Gene Ontology annotation, biological process: calcium ion-regulated exocytosis of neurotransmitter; vesicle fusion. Gene Ontology annotation, molecular function: SNARE binding; calcium-dependent phospholipid binding; calcium ion binding. Gene Ontology annotation, cellular component: plasma membrane; synaptic vesicle; synapse. The record is from RefSeq and is a predicted model, not a curated record.